Lontra canadensis (Northern American river otter) is the source of this 2338-nucleotide messenger RNA. Its product is annotated as insulin receptor substrate 2-like. The transcript is spliced from 2 exons. The record is from RefSeq and is a predicted model, not a curated record. Bases 264 to 1808 code for a protein of 514 amino acids. NCBI's taxonomy places the organism in Eukaryota, Metazoa, Chordata, Mammalia, Carnivora, Mustelidae. Gene Ontology annotation, cellular component: cytosol; plasma membrane. Gene Ontology annotation, molecular function: insulin receptor binding; phosphatidylinositol 3-kinase binding. Gene Ontology annotation, biological process: insulin receptor signaling pathway.
AGGCGUUUGGAGGCGUGGGGAGCCGGCCGGGGUCGAGCCUCCGAGGAGGCCGCUGGAACCUCCGGGCAGCCAGUGCCGCAUACGCCGCGCGCAGCGAGGGGACACCGCAGACCCCCUGCCCCAAACUUCCAAGUCCGGAGCAGGGGCGAGACGCUGGGCAUCAAGACGGGUGGCAGCCUGUCAGGACGCUGUCCCCCUCCCCGGAGACCGCCACCUCCACCCCGCCUCUGCUGAGUCUCAGCCCCGAUUGCCUUUGGCCGGGGAUGAAGCCCGGAGGCGGUGGCCCCACGGCGGCCCCGGAGUCCGAGCCGGCGGACAGGCCGCUGGUUCUGCCGCGGCCCGGGGCCUGUCCCGCUGACGUGCGGCUCUGCGGCCACCUGCGGAAGCAGAAGUCGCAGCGCCGCCGCUUCUUCGUGCUCCGCGCCGACCCGCCGCGCCUCGAGUGCUACGAGAGCGAGAAGAAGUUCCGCGCGGGCCGAGCGCCGCCCAAGCUCAGCGUGAGCCUGGCGGGCGCGUGCACCAUCAGCAAGCGCGUGGACGCGCGCCAGCGCCACCUGAUCGUCCUCUACACGCGCGACCGCAGCCUGGGCGUGGCGGCGGCCUGCGAGGCGGAGCAGCGGGCGUGGUACAGCGCCCUGCUGGAGGCGCGCGCGGCCGCGGGUCCCAGCCUCCAGGAGGACCCGGGCGCCUGGAUUCUCGCUCCAUUUCAGGACGUCUGGCCCGUGACGCUGCGGCCCAAGGGACUGGGGCGAACACGAGGCCUGGGCAGUGGCCGCUACCGCCUGUACCUGGGUUCGGGGGUCCUGAGCCUGCUGCGGAAGCCCAAGGGCAGAGGCUCUGGGGACACCCAGGCUUCGCCUCCGCCGCCUGCCCUGCGCCUGUCCCUGCUCAGUGUGCGCCGCUGCGGCCACGCGGACUCCUUCUUCUUCCUGGAGCUCGGCCGCUCUGCGCCCACGGGUCCCGGGGAGCUGUGGCUACAAGCGCCCGACGCCCUGGUGGCCCAAAGCAUUCACGAGACAGUACUGGCCGCCAUGAAGCGACUCGGGGAGGGCGGUGCCACUGGUAGGGCUGAGCCACUGCCAAGGGAUCCCCCGACCGGCGCUUACAGACCCUCUGCCUCCCGAUCUUCUCCGACCCUGGCCUGGACGGCCCAGUCAAGCGGCGGGAGCCCUCGCGGGGCCCUCAGGGAGAGAAGCAGGAAAACCACCCUCCAGACGCUGGCAACGGCAGCCUCGCACCCCAAGGACUUGGAGCUGGAAGGGGGCUACGUAGCCAUGGGAGCCGGGAGCGACUAUGAGCCCAUGGGGGGUGGCAAAGCGGGUGGCUACAUGGUGAUGGCACCCCCUGGCCUUGCGGCCUCUGCCCACGCAACCCCCCACGACCAGCUCCAAGUUUGCGGAGGCACCGAAUAUGUGCCCAUGAGCCGCUUUCUGCCAGGGUCCUUGUUCUCCAGCUCCCUGCCCGGUUCCUAUGAGCUCCGGGCGGGGGAGUCUGGACCUUCCUUCCAAGGACCACGUCGCGGCAUGGGGGCAUGCUGGGGACCAGCAGGGGCUCAUCCCUCCUUGCAGCCACCCUCAGAGCUAGCAGGGGAGUACGUGUGCAUCAAGUACGUGGCCCCUGACUACUUAGGAAUGGGCACUGCCACACAAGAACCCCCCAACGGCCGCCUCAAUUACGCUGACCUGGACCUGAUCCCUUCACUGGAGGUUCGAGGCGACAGCAGGAACCCACAACACAGCUAUGCCCGCAUCGAGUUCCAGAACCUCAGGGAGGCUCCGGUGAGAUGUGGGCAGCUCCGCCCUGUCUAGCUGAGGGAGGGAUGGGAAGGAAGGGAGAGAACAGGGCAAAGUUAUGAAUGCCUUCCUGCCUGCUCCCCUCAACCCCUCUCAAACUGUUCCCAAAACAAGAGGGGCUCUCAGGCCCCCUAGGACCUGCAACUUGCAGGAGCUCUGAGCUGUCCCUUAGGUCCUGCUGUCCAUCCGUCUCUUCCAGAUGUGGUACCUGAGAAACCUUCAGGAAAGGCUCCCCAAGAAGCUGGAUUCUUUUAAGGGAUAAAAUUCUAGAACCACCCUCCCCGCUUCCUACCCACAAACCCCUAGGAACUCCAGGCUUUCUCACCCAAAGCCCUGAUCCUUUCCUUCCUGGCAGAGUUCCUGCAGCAUCGCUCUGGAGUUUCAGGUCAGCCCUGGCCCCCAACCCUGACCCCCAUGACUGGUCCCACAAGGACCUGCUCCUCCCCACCCCGCACCUGCACGGCCUGCCUGUAUCUCCUCGCAGCCAAAGAACCAGUCCCGGCCCCAGGGCCGCAGAGCAAGAGGACUGGAGCACCAGGUAUCUU